UGCAGCAAAUCAAACCAAAUUGGUGUGACUGUGAGUCCCAGCAGAUCUCAGUUCUUUGAAGGAGAAUCAGUGAUUCUGAACUGUGAGGACGACAGCUCUGCAGGAUGGACUCUGAGGAGGAACAUCUCAGUGGGGUGGACAGUGGAGUGUACUGGUGUGAGUCCAGAGGGGGAGGAGCCAGCAGCAUGGUGGUUAACAUCAGUGUCUCUGGUGGAUCAGUGAUCCUGCAGAGUCCUGUCCUCCCUGUGAUGGAGGGUCAUGACCUCACUCUGAGCUGUCAAUCAAAGACCCCUCCCUCCAACCCCUCAGCUGCUUUCUAUAAAGAUGGCUCCCUCAUCAGGACUGAGCCUACAGGUCACAUGACCCUCCAGCAUGUUUCCAGGUCUGAUGAAGGUCUCUACAAGUGUCACAUCAGGGAUCAUGGAGAGUCUCCAUCCAGCUGGAUCUC
Oryzias melastigma (Indian medaka) is the source of this 448-nucleotide messenger RNA. RefSeq names its product protein turtle-like. Gene Ontology annotation, biological process: cell surface receptor signaling pathway. The record is from RefSeq and is a predicted model, not a curated record. Lineage: Eukaryota; Metazoa; Chordata; Actinopteri; Beloniformes; Adrianichthyidae. Gene Ontology annotation, molecular function: transmembrane signaling receptor activity.